Molecule: messenger RNA, 357 nt
Organism: Penicillium cataractarum
Lineage: Eukaryota; Fungi; Ascomycota; Eurotiomycetes; Eurotiales; Aspergillaceae
Exons: 3
Coding region: 1-357 (118 amino acids)
Source: RefSeq, a predicted model, not a curated record
AUGUACCCAGCCUUGAUCAAGCAUCAAAUUGUGAAGCCAUCGGCAUUUCACAUAACCAGACUCGCAAGAGCCUCGGUCUCUAACAAAACUCAUUCAAGUUCCAAGGGCAAUGAAGAAUUCUUCGUUACUACCACCUUUCCUGAUGAUUAUGAAUCGUCCCUUAACUCCGACAUCUUACAGGAACAGAGUCGGGCUAUGAAAAGCCAAACCACGCCUGACCAUUUCAAUGCUGCCGAUAUCGAGCAACACAAAGCUGAUAUUUACGAGAGUAUCGUCCCCCAGGAUUCAAAAGCAGCUAUGAAGAAAAAGAAUAAUCAGGAUUUGCCAGAGCAAGAGCCCAGUUUGGAUGAAAUGUAA